Molecule: messenger RNA, 1236 nt
Organism: Pimephales promelas (fathead minnow)
Lineage: Eukaryota; Metazoa; Chordata; Actinopteri; Cypriniformes; Leuciscidae
Gene: dhdds
Product: dehydrodolichyl diphosphate synthase
Biological process (GO): polyprenol biosynthetic process
Cellular component (GO): endoplasmic reticulum; dehydrodolichyl diphosphate synthase complex
Molecular function (GO): ditrans,polycis-polyprenyl diphosphate synthase [(2E,6E)-farnesyl diphosphate specific] activity
Source: RefSeq, a predicted model, not a curated record
UCGCGUUUCUCUGGCGUCACUUCCUGUCAGUGGAAAAAAGACGUCAUCUUACAGGCUAAACAACUGCAAUGUCGUGGAUUCGAGAGCGGGAGUUAUCCAUUAUAGAAAGACUCACUGCCAACAUCCUGAGGGCAGGGCCCAUGCCUAAACAUGUGGCCUUUAUCAUGGACGGUAAUAGGCGUUACGCCCAGAAGACGCAUGUGGAGCGGCAGGAGGGCCACUCACAGGGCUUUGAAAAACUGGCGGAGACGCUCCGCUGGUGCCUGAACCUGGGUAUUCAUGAGGUGACCGUAUAUGCAUUCAGCAUUGAGAACUUCAAGCGUGCCAAACAAGAGGUGGAUGGCUUGAUGGAGCUGGCCAGACAGAAGUUCAGCCGCUUGCUGGAAGAGCAGGAGAAUCUCGAGAAGCAUGGUGUGUGUAUUCGUGUGCUGGGAGACCUGACUCUACUACCUGAAGAUCUGCAGCAGGCUAUUGCCAAAUCUGUGGUGUCAACUAGAGCACACAACAAGUGUUUUCUGAAUGUGUGCUUUGCGUACACCUCAAGACACGAAAUCGCAAAUGCUGUGAAGGAAAUGGCAUGGGGAGUGGAGCAGGGCCUGAUCAAAUCCAGUGAUGUGUCCGAGGUGCUUCUCAGCGAGUGUCUGUAUAGCCGUCAUUCUCCAGACCCCGAUCUGCUCAUCCGUACGUCUGGAGAAGUGCGCCUCAGUGACUUCCUACUGUGGCAGACCUCAUAUUCGUGUCUAGUGUUCCAGUCGGUCUUGUGGCCAGAAUACUCUUUCUGGAAUCUGUGUGAAGCUGUUUUGCAGUACCAGCUGAGUCAUCGAUCUCUCAAGAAAGCUCAGGAGCUGCACAGAGAAAGCCAAGCGCUUCAGCAGAUGGAAGCAGAUCGCACCUGUGUGACUGAGAUCCUGCAGCAUCGUGGGAAUGGAAAGCCCAUGGACGGCCAGAGUCGACAGACCGCUCUGCUGAACUACACCGCCAGCCGAGAGGAGAGGGUCCGCUGCUUUCUGAACGCCCUUCAGCACAAGAGAGACACUUUCUUCAAUGAUUUAUGCAGCCAGGCUGUCGUGGCUUAGCACUGAACUUUUUUUAUUUACUGUCAUAUUUCAUCUGUAAAGUCAUCUGUAAAUACUUCACAUCUGGAAGGAUGUUUCACCCCGUUUUAUGGGGAAGUGGCUAUGUAUGUUUGUCAAUAGAAUUUAUCUGAAAUCUUAAAAUAAAUUCACUUUGAUUGAC